Messenger RNA from Camelus dromedarius (Arabian camel), 3993 nucleotides. RefSeq names its product BRCA1/BRCA2-containing complex subunit 3 (gene BRCC3). Bases 72 to 1022 code for a protein of 316 amino acids. NCBI's taxonomy places the organism in Eukaryota, Metazoa, Chordata, Mammalia, Artiodactyla, Camelidae. Gene Ontology annotation, biological process: protein K63-linked deubiquitination; double-strand break repair. The record is from RefSeq and is a predicted model, not a curated record. Gene Ontology annotation, molecular function: cysteine-type deubiquitinase activity; polyubiquitin modification-dependent protein binding; metallopeptidase activity. The transcript has 12 exons. Gene Ontology annotation, cellular component: BRCA1-A complex; BRISC complex.
CCGCGCGCCGGAGCACCCGGUUGGCCAGGCCCGAGUGGGCCCGAAGCGGACGUGAGCACAGUCGGACCAAGAUGGCGGUGCAGGUGGUGCAGGCGGUGCAGGCGGUUCAUCUCGAGUCGGAUGCUUUCCUUGUCUGUCUCAACCACGCUCUGAGCACAGAGAAGGAGGAGGUGAUGGGGCUGUGUAUAGGGGAGUUGAAUGAUGACACAAGGAGUGACCCCAAAUUUACAUAUACUGGAACUGAAAUGCGCACAGUUGCUGAAAAGGUCGACAGCGUCAGAAUUGUUCAUAUUCAUUCUGUCAUCAUCUUGCGACGUUCUGAUAAGAGGAAGGACCGAGUGGAAAUUUCUCCAGAGCAGCUGUCAGCGGCCUCAACAGAGGCAGAGAGGUUGGCUGAACUGACAGGCCGCCCCAUGAGGGUUGUGGGCUGGUAUCAUUCCCACCCACAUAUAACUGUUUGGCCUUCACAUGUUGAUGUCCGCACGCAAGCCAUGUACCAGAUGAUGGAUCAAGGCUUUGUAGGACUUAUAUUUUCCUGUUUCAUAGAAGAUAAAAACACAAAGACUGGACGGGUACUCUACACUUGCUUUCAAUCCAUACAGGCCCAAAAGAGCUCAGAGUCCCCUCAUGGUCCACGAGACUUCUGGAGCUCCAGCCAGCACAUCUCCAUUGAGGGCCAGAAGGAAGAGGAAAGGUAUGAGAGAAUUGAAAUCCCAAUUCACAUUGUACCUCAUGUAACCAUUGGAAAAGUGUGCCUUGAAUCAGCAGUCGAGCUACCCAAAAUCUUGUGCCAAGAGGAGCAGGAUGCAUACAGGCGGAUCCACAGCCUUACGCAUCUGGACUCGGUAACCAAGAUUCAUAAUGGCUCAGUGUUUACCAAGAACCUGUGCAGUCAGAUGUCAGCAGUUAGCGGGCCUCUACUACAGUGGUUGGAGGACAGACUGGAGCAAAACCAGCAGCAUCUGCAGGAGUUGCAACAGGAAAAGGAAGAGCUUUUGCAAGAACUUUCUUCUCUAGAAUAAAGCAGGAGACAAAAUGGGGAAAGAUGAAAAUAUCCAGAUGUAAAAUUAAUGAAGCUAAAUUGAUUUUGAAGAAGAAAAAUUUGGAGGACUCACAUUACCUAACUUCAAAUAAAGCUACAGUAAUCAAUACAGUAUGGUAUAUGCCCAAGUGAUUUUGACAAACGUACAAAAACAAUUUAAUAAGGGAAGGAUAGUCUUUUCAACAAAUGAUGCUGGAGCAAUUGGCAAAAAAAAAAAAAGAACUUUGACCUAAACUGUACACCUUAUACAAAAAUUAACUUGAAAUGUAUCAUGAACUUAGAUGUAAAUGUAAAUCUAUAAAACUUUUAGAAAAAAAAAUCAUAGAAAAAUCUUCAGGAUCUUGGGCUGUACAACAGGUUCUUGGCCUUCACCCCAAAAGCACAAUCGUAAAAGGAAAGUGUUGAUAUUUUGGACUUCAUGAAAAUGAAAACCUUUUGCUCUGCAAAAAAUUUAAGAGGAGGAAAUUGUUGAGAGAAAUUAUUUGCAAACCAUUUAUCUAUAUCAAUCUAGAAUGUAUGAAGUCAAGAGUAAAACUACAAACAAUCCAAUUAGAAAAUGAACAGAAGACAUGAAUAGACAUAUCACUGAAGAAGACUUAUGAUGGCAAGUAAGCACAUGAAAAGAUGUUGAACUUCAUUAGUCAUCGGGGAAUGCAAAUUAAAACCACAAUGAAUUCUGACUAAAGAAAAAAUAGUGAAAAUACCAGAUACUGUUGAACAUACAAAGUGGAUCUCUCACACAUUACUGACAGGAAUAUAAAAUGGUAAGCCAUUCUGAAAGAGAGUUUGGAAAUUUCUAAUAAAGUUAAAGAUACAUGUAUUUUAUUACCCAGCAACUGUACUCCUGGACAUUUAUCCCAAAGAAAUGAAAAUCUAUGUUAGCACAAAAACUUGUGUAUAGCCAUUCUUAGCAGCUUUGUUUAUAAUAGCCAAAAACUGGAAACAACCCAGAUGUCGUGCAAUUGAGUGAGUGGUUAAACCAACCAUCCACACCGUGGAAUACUACUCUGCAAAGAAAAGGAACAGUCUAUUGAUACACACAACUUGGAUGGACCUCAAGGUUAUUGUGAUGAAUGAAAAAGAGCCAGUCUCAAAAGGUCACAUCCUGUAUGACUGCAUUUGUGUAACAUUCUUAAAAUGACAAAAUUAUAGGAAGGAAGAAUAGAUGAAUGUUGCCAGGGAUAGGGACUGGAGGCAGUAUGGGAUAUGGAUGACUAUAAGGGGAUAAUACAAAGAGUUCCUUUGUGCUGAUGGAACAGUUUUGUAUCUUGAUUGUGGUAUCAAUUACAUGAACCUAGAUCUGUGCUGCAACUGCAUAGGCCUACACACCCCCAAAUGAAUGCAUGUAAAAUCUGGUGAAACCAAAUAAGGUCUGUAGUCUAGUUAGCAGUACUGUACCAUUGUCAACAUGUUGUUUUGAACUUGUACUAUAAUUAUGUGAAAGAUCUUACCAUGGGGAAACUGGGUGAAGGAUACAUGGGACUCACUGUACUAUUUUUGCAACUUCCUUCAAGUCUAUAAUUACUGCAAAAUAAAAUGUUGUAAGUAUUAAAUAAGGAACUAGCAGAUAUGGUACUUACUUUGUGAAAUAAGAAGAGUGAUUAAAAAGAAACUCUGAGGGGAAUAAAAUGAUUUGAAUAUUUUUACAGGCCAACCUUCAGCACAUGUCCCUUCCAAGCUAUUUACAUUGGUAGACUUAGGGCAAUUUGAAAGUCUUUUUCUAACCUGAAAAUCUGAGCUGUAAUUUGUAAAAUAGGCAUGUGGCAGAGAUCUAGUUAAAGUUGGGUUGUGCUCUCAGGGUGAGGAGGCUGCCAGCAAUCAGUUACAUUAAACAAAUAAGUAAACUGAGCAAAAAAUAUAUUGAGUAAAGUGCAAGCUAGGUUUCUCAGUGUCAGAGAAAUGACUUACAAACAUGAAAAGGGGGGAGGAUAAAAUGAACAUGGUGUUGGAUUGAAAUUGGAAGUAUUAAUAUGAACUUUUUUCAAAAAAGAUAUAGGGGUGUGUGUAUGCGCAUGUGCACGUGUACAUACAUACAUUUCCUCCCUCUGUCCACUAAGUCUAGAAGGAGUCAUACUCUGGUAGCUAUAAGCACAUCUAGCACCCAGAUAUUGGUUCUCAAAUACUAUCCUUCACUAAAGGUAACCAGGACCCCCCCUGGGAGAAAUGGCUGGUUCCAGAGCUGGGGCACAGAAAGUAUGAGAUAAACCAGACCAUCUUUUUGAGCCAUAAAGUAAGGAAAUGUCCAGUCUGAAUGGGUUCCCAUUGGCCAAAUCUGGGACAAUUUGUGCAUCAAAAUCAGAGUAAAGGAUUAUAAUCCUUUGAAUAAUAUAAGAAUCUGAGUUCACACUGAUAAAAACAGAUGGAGGAAGAAAGAAAAACUCUCACUUAAGUAGAAAACUAACUAGUAAAUGUCAAAUGAAUGAUGAAAUUAGAAAGUCACCCUUGGGUGAACAUCAUAGUGGCUGAUUCAGGUGGGAGUCAUCCAUGGAUGACUGAUUCCAUGUGCAACAGAAUAUGGAGAAGUUCAAGUCUAAAGGUACUUGUAAAAAUUGUGUACUUGUAGAGAUUGUGGUGGAAGCCAAUUUGUGGACUCAGUGAAUAGCCAGAAUAACCUUGAAAAACAAACACACUUCUUGAUUUCAAAAUGUAUACAAAGCAAUGGUAAUCCAGACAGUUCAGUACUGUCACAAGGAUAGAUAUAUAAAUCAUUGGGAUAGAAUUGAGAGCCCAGAGAUGUACCUAUAUAUCUAUGGUCAAUUUAUUAUCAACAAGGGUGCUGAGACUACUGAAUGGGGAAAGAAUCUUUUCAACAACUGGUGAUUGGACCACUGUAUAUCCACAUGCAAUAGAAUGAAGCUGGACCUCCACCCUACACCAUAUUCAAAUAUUUAACUCAAAAUGUAUCAAAGACCUAAAUGUAAGAGCUAAAAAAUAAAAACCUUAGAAGAAAA